UGCUGGAGAUCUAAGUUCGGGUUUCAAGGGCUUACAAGUUUAGGUGGUUGCACCAGUGCUGAAAGAUCGCUUCGCCGCAUGUGGGUGUCCAGUGGAUACGAUUCCUUGCUACCUUGAGCUGUGCAUCUGGUAGCAGAGCUGGAGAAGGUUACUUCAGCGUGUCCUGGCUGACUGUGUGUCAGACCCUUGAAGCCUCACGAUGGGAUGGUGGACAGUACUGCUUCUGUGUGUGGGCAUACCCACGCUUGUGUCACCUGCAUUCCUCGUCUCUCGGGACACUGCUCUUCAGGGCCCUGAGACUGAGGCAAGGGUGAUGAAGAAACGAAGCCCUGAAAAUGUGUUGGAUCAGAGAGCCAUUGAAGUGCAAAGUGUGACGGUGAACUGUAAGGUGGCAUCUCGCUUUGCUCAUACUGUCAUGACCUCUAAGGUGGUCAACAGGGCCAACACCUCCCAAGAGGUCCUUUUUGAUGUCGAGCUACCUAAAACGGCCUUCAUCACCAAUUUCAGCAUGGAGAUUGAAGGAAAAAUCUAUGUUGGGGAGGUGAAAGAAAAGGAGAAGGCCAAAGAGCAGUUUGAAAAGGCUGUGUCCAGAGGCCAAACAGCUGGACUAGUCAGGUGCGAGAAGGAUGUCCACUGGACAUAUAUGACACAGCAUAAAAGGAAUGUAAAUUAUCAUGCCAUGUCUAUCUGA
Messenger RNA from Paramormyrops kingsleyae, 691 nucleotides. The record is from RefSeq and is a predicted model, not a curated record. NCBI's taxonomy places the organism in Eukaryota, Metazoa, Chordata, Actinopteri, Osteoglossiformes, Mormyridae.